AUGACUGGCAAGCGUAAGAAGACCCAUUGGGCGGUACGCCGCAAGAAUAAGCAGACCCGACGCGAGGGUAGCGACGAGCAACAGCAGGACAAGGAGCCGCAGCCGGAUCGUCGCGCUGACCGCUCAGAUGCUGUCCACCCAGGCUCUUACGCGGCUCAGCGUCAGCCCUCCGAGACCCCAGCGGCAGAUGUACAAUCCUUGCCGACCAAACGCCGCUAUGGACUCUGGGUGGCCUUCUGCGGCAAGAACUACAGUGGGAUGCAGAUGAACGAAGGCGUCAAGACCAUCGAAGCGGAGCUGGAGCGCGCGCUGUUCGAGGCCGGCGGUAUCGCCGAGAGCAACUACGGCUUCUUGCAGAAAAUCGGCUGGAGCCGCGCUGCUCGCACCGACAAGGGUGUGCAUGCCGCUGGCCAACUAUUAACAGCCAAGCUUCACGUGGGCGACGAUAUCGCCGGCUUCAUGGCCAAGGUGAACGCUGCGCUUCCCGAGGACAUCCGCGUCAUGCACAUGGUCACUGUCACCAAGAACUUCAACGCCAAAAUGUCGUGUGACCAGCGCACCUACGAGUACCUGGCACCGACGUUCAUCUUCGGCAAACGUACGCGUUCGUCCGCUUCAAAGAACGAGGAAAAACAGGCUGAAGGUGCGUCCCAGUGGCCGUCGGACCUGCGCGACUCUGAAGAAGGUUUCAAUGACAACGUGAUGAUUGACAGCACGACACUGGAGGCACACAAGGCUUUCCGACUGAGCGACGAGACGCUGGAACAGCUUAAUGCCACACUGAAACAGUACGUUGGUACACACAACUUCCACAACUUCACGUCCAAGAUGGAGCCCACCAACCCUCAAGCAAACCGCUUCAUCAUUUCAUUCGAGGCUGAGCGCCCGUUUGUGCAGAACGACAUGGAGUGGGUACGACUGCGUGUGGUUGGACAGAGUUUCUUGCUGCAUCACAUCCGCAAGAUGAUCGGUACUGCUGUGGAGAUCGUAUCGGGUGUUACGGACCACUCGACGAUUGAACGCGCCAUGGAGCUGACAAAGAUGGACUUGCCCAAGGCGCCUAGUGUCGGGCUGUACCUAGCGCAAGCCCACUUCGAAGUGUACAACAUGAAGAUGGCGGACUCAAUCCAGACGUCGCACCCGCCGCUUGACCUGAAGGAACCCUCGGUUGCUGCCGCUGUCGAGCAAUUCAAACGCGACUUCAUCUUUGACCACAUCAUGAAGCACGAAGAACGCACCCGCACAUACGCAAAAUGGCUGCGUACUAUGGAGGUACUACCGUUUGACUACGUUGCAAAGCCCUACCUGGAAUGGAAGAAGGAGAAAGAAGAGGAAGCCUUGCGCACGGAUCGUGCUGGAAGACGUGAAUUGGCUAAGGCUGCGUGUGCUGAAGUCGCUGCUCAGGCCAAUAACACGACGGGGCCAGCAGUUGCUGAAGAAGUAGUGAAAGCAGAGGAGACAUCUACUUCCAGCUGA
Phytophthora nicotianae INRA-310 is the source of this 1476-nucleotide messenger RNA. Its product is annotated as tRNA pseudouridine(38-40) synthase. Gene Ontology annotation, molecular function: RNA binding; pseudouridine synthase activity. NCBI's taxonomy places the organism in Eukaryota, Oomycota, Peronosporomycetes, Peronosporales, Peronosporaceae. The record is from RefSeq and is a predicted model, not a curated record. Gene Ontology annotation, cellular component: nucleus. Gene Ontology annotation, biological process: mRNA pseudouridine synthesis; tRNA pseudouridine synthesis. Bases 1 to 1476 code for a protein of 491 amino acids. The transcript has a single exon.